AUGUCGUCCACCGAAUCGACAUCACCACCACCCCGUCGCCACCUCUCGCCGGCGUCAGAAACCCGUACCGCGCUCCUCUUGAUCGACAUCCAACGCGGCCUGAACACCCACAACGGCUACUUUGGCAGUGAGCGCUCGACACCGGAUUUGGAGAAAAAUGUCUCGGCCCUGCUCGCCGCGGCCAGGGGAUAUAAUUCCAGCGUACAAGUACGAGUACGAGUAAGCAGGUCGCACGGACAAGUGGAAGAUCAUUCUACUUCACCCUCACCUGUGCAUUCGGCCUCAAACGGAGAACGGAACGUCGAGGAGGGAGCCAAUAACGACUCCGAAAGGGAGCCCUAUGCGGUGGAAAUCGUGCAUGUAUACCACAAAUCGACGAAUCCGUUGUCACCGCUGCACGUCUCGGGCACGACACAGAGGGACGGGAUAAAGUUCAUGCCGUGCGCGGAGCCAGUGACGGCGAUGGAGUCGAGCGAAGCUGCCACUCUCCCCCGUGAACACGUCCUCUCCAAAUCGACAAACACGGCGUUCGGCAAUGCCGAGCUGAAAGAGAUCCUCGAGCGGGGGCGUAUCGAGCAGCUCGUCGUGGCUGGAAUAGCGACGGACCACUGCGUGACGACGAGCGUGCGGUGGGCAAAGGACCUGGGUGUGGUCAAGAAGAGGCCCGGGCAGGGCGAGCGACGGGAAGAUGAAAGAGGUGAAAAUGGCACGAUCGUCAUCCUCAGCGAUGCCACCGCCUGCUUCAACAAAGGUGGGUUUGAUGCCGAGACGGUGCAAAAGGUCCAUCUCGCCAGUCUGGAGGGCGAGUUUGCCACGGUCAUGACUACAAACGAUGUUCUUGACCAGCUGUUCGGAUAG
Fonsecaea nubica is the source of this 858-nucleotide messenger RNA. RefSeq lists its product as hypothetical. The transcript has a single exon. The record is from RefSeq and is a predicted model, not a curated record. Bases 1 to 858 code for a protein of 285 amino acids. Lineage: Eukaryota; Fungi; Ascomycota; Eurotiomycetes; Chaetothyriales; Herpotrichiellaceae.